Molecule: messenger RNA, 558 nt
Organism: Symbiodinium pilosum
Lineage: Eukaryota; Dinophyceae; Suessiales; Symbiodiniaceae
Source: the annotation of a GenBank genome assembly
AUGCUUGCAGAAGCACGGAAAAAAGGCAAGAGUGGCAUCCAAGGUGCCUUUGAGGAACUCGGAGGCGGCAACGAUGGCCAGGUCACAAGAGAAGAGAUGGUCAAAUACCUCACCAGAAACAAUUAUCCCGGAGAUGCCAACGCACUGUUCGACUUGGUGGAUGUUGACAACGAAGGCUUGAUCACCAAAUCCGAGUUCGGACAGAUGACCGAGGUGGACUUCAUCAAGAAAGGUCCUGUGCGGGCCUUCAAGAACUUCUUAUGCAAAAAGUUUGGAAAGAUCGAGGAAGCCUUCAAAACGCUCGACACGUCUCACGACAAGAUGCUGGACUGCCAAGAGUUUGUAACCAGCGUGGAACGAAUGGGCUAUGAAGGUGAUGCUGACAUCAUGUUCCAGCUCCUUGACGAAGACAAAGACGGCAAGAUCACGAUUGGCGAGCUCAAGAAGCUCAUGGGAAAGCUGAAGCGAGUGGAACAGGAGAACCCCAAUGAAGGCGAGCAUGAGCUGUCCACUCCGACAAAUGACAAGAAAGGGAAGAAGGCUAAGAAGCACAAGUAG